Molecule: messenger RNA, 666 nt
Organism: Closterium sp. NIES-65
Lineage: Eukaryota; Viridiplantae; Streptophyta; Zygnematophyceae; Desmidiales; Closteriaceae
Source: the annotation of a GenBank genome assembly
AUGCCAUCGUCACUCCCCGCUUUACCUCUCAUCCACUCACCCAUGUCUUCCUCUUCCCCCUCCUCGUCUCGUCCCUCUCCCCCUCUUCCUCCCAAGGAGCAUCAUCACCCGAGAGCAUCAUCGCCCGAGUAUGCCGUGUCAGCGGACGACUGCAACGCCAUCAUCGCCGUGGAGUGUGUGCCGCUUGACGAGGCAGGCAGACGGGGGGAGUUGUCUCGAGUGGUGGUCAAUGAAGGCAACUUGAUCCAACUCGAGCCCACGGUGCAGGACACACUGGCAGGAUGGCUAUCAGAGGGCUCCACCCAGUUUGAAGCCACCCUCGUGGAGAUCAGUGAGGGGGAGGAGCCGCAGGAGCAGCAGCAGACACCGCAGGCGGUGACUCUGCAAGUGAGGAGGCCAGACUUUGUGCUGCGCAAGGCCAAGAAGGCCUUUAUCAAGGAGCCCUGGGGCAACCUCACUGCGGUGGAGAUCAGUGUCAUGCAUCGCAUGUCUCUCUUCUUCAUCCUCUCCGAUGGCCGGCAACUCUUCCUUGAUUUCAGGGAUGCCAGAACGAGGGACUUAGCAGCGCUGUGCAUUCGGCAGUUCAAGGCCAACGUGCAUGAGAAGUUCAAGGCCAACGUGCAUGAGAAGGUGAGAGGGGGUGUGAAGGAGAGAGGAGAGUGUUGA